UAUUGACGCACCCGGCGUCAACCUUAAUUAAUUCCUGCCGUAUCUUAAAUUAUCGACAUUUUUGUAACUGCGGAUAGUCGUAAAUCGAUCAGCUUGGCAACAAAAUGAGUACACUGCAUUUGGGACCCGGAUCUGAGCAACCACCUAGAGUUGAGGGUAACAUUCGUUUGUAUAGUAUGAAGUUUUGUCCAUUUGCACAUCGUGUUCGACUGGCACUGUCAUUCAAAAAAAUACCGCAUGAUAUUGUCAACAUCAAUUUGAAAAAUAAGCCAGAAUGGUAUUUGAAGGUUCAUCCUGAGGGUAAAGUCCCAGCCUUGGUUGAUGUUGAUGGAAAAGUAGUCACUGAUUCAACUGUCAUUGUAAACUAUUUGGAAGAAAAAUAUCCUGAACCUCCACUGUAUAACAAGGCAACUAUUACUCGAGAUUUAGAACUUCUUGAUACAUAUGACAAAAUUGUCAAAAUUUUCUCUAACUGCAUCCAUAAGAAAGAUACUACACCUCUUCAAAAAGCUGUUGAUGAAAUUUGUGGUUACUUAGUAGAGUUUGAAGAAGAAUUGAAAAGUAGAAAUACUCCAUUUUUUACAGGAAACACUCCUGGUAUGAUUGACAUAUUGAUGUGGCCCUUUGUUGAGCGAGCUAAAGCACUUCCAAUACUAUACAAUGAAUCUUUAAACUUUGAUAAGGAAAAGUUUCCAUGCAUUAUGAAAUGGAUUUACGAGAUGAAACAACAAGGUUUUGUAAAGAAAAAUGCUAGUUCUUAUGAGGUGUUUGCAAAAGUUGUUGAAGCUUCUAAUGCAGGAACCAUUGACUAUGAUAACAUCUAAAUUGCUAUUUAGUGCAUCUUCCAAAGCUUGUGAUGUUAAAACAUCGCUUUCUCAUGUGAUAUCGUAUAAUUUUUUGUAAGUUUUGUAUGCAAAAUGUACUCUAUGCUUACAUGUCAAUUUAACAAUUGAAGGACAUCUUCAAAAUGUCUAAGGAAAUGAACACUUCUAAACAAACUGACAUUUAAAAGGGGCUGAGUAUUUUGAAUACUCAUUUUUUAUUUAAAAUUUGGAAAUUUCACGUUCAUUCGUUUAUUUGUUGUCACUGAAUAUAUUUCAAUAAUCUGUUUUAGUCAACAAAGCUUCUGAUAUUUUAUUUUAUCAUCUAAAAUCAUUUGUAAUACUUGUUCUAAUUAAUUUAUUCUAUAUUUCGAAUUAUUAGAUAGGCUAUUGAAAAUGAGAAUAGACUUGUGUCAAUGAAUAACACAUUGUGACAAUAAUAGUGAAUUGUAUCACAAAAAUAAUGAGCUUCACGCAGUUUGUAAGUUGCGUCUGUCCCAGUGACAAUAAAAUGCCUAAUUAAUUAAUUUAGGAGCUUCAAGAUAAAAGCAGCGCAGUAAGAUACUAUAAUAAUACUCAGUCAUAAAAAUUUAUCUUUAAGUUAUUAACUCUGGGAUCAAAUACAGAUUUAAAAAAUUGCGAUUAUUUAAAAAAGAGGUUUGUUAUUCACAUUAUUCUUACAGUUACAAUUACAUAUUUACAUAUUCGAGAACAUGUUUAUGCUUCAAGAAUAAUAAAAUUACGACUAAAUUGUCAGAUGACAUAUAAAUAGUAAUAAAAAUAAAUCUAUUCAUCGCAUGAACAAAAUAAACAUUUUUACUUUUUCAUCAUCUCAUUAUACCUUUCACCAGGAUUUAUCUACACACAGUUGUUUGAAUGCAAAAAAAUAUAAUAUAUAACUUAAGUUUGUACUUUAGCUAUAUUUGUC
Messenger RNA from Phymastichus coffea, 1749 nucleotides. Its product is annotated as pyrimidodiazepine synthase-like. The coding region runs from base 105 to 824 and encodes 239 amino acids. Gene Ontology annotation, biological process: glutathione metabolic process. NCBI's taxonomy places the organism in Eukaryota, Metazoa, Arthropoda, Insecta, Hymenoptera, Eulophidae. Gene Ontology annotation, cellular component: cytoplasm. Gene Ontology annotation, molecular function: glutathione transferase activity; glutathione dehydrogenase (ascorbate) activity. The transcript is spliced from 6 exons. The record is from RefSeq and is a predicted model, not a curated record.